GGAGAUUAGUCCUCUGGGUUGUUUUUUAAGCUAGGCGGUAGUUUCUCUCUCUCUCUUUAUUUUAUUCCAAAAUCUCUGCUUCAUCCAACAUGUGAACGUAAUAACUUCACAUACAUUAAUCUUACAGAAUGUUUCACACAAUGCCUGAUACUUCAUCAUGUCUUCGAACCCCCCACCUAUUAUUGCACAAGAACCCACUAAAGGAUCUGGUGGCCCGCCGGACGGAGCCGAAACUCCGCUUGAACUUCGCAGCGCUGACAUGCUGCCCAAAGUCGAGACGGAAUCCCUGGGACUCGCUCGAUCGCAUGGGGAACAGGGGCUCAUGCCAGGAAACAUGCAAGCCCCCCAGUUUAAAAUGAUGGACUACUCCUAUGACGAGGACCUGGACGAGAUGUGUCCUGUUUGCGGGGACAAGGUGUCCGGGUAUCACUACGGCCUGCUGACGUGUGAGAGCUGCAAGGGCUUCUUCAAGCGAACAGUUCAGAACAAUAAGAGGUACACGUGCAUAGAGAACCAGAGCUGUCAGAUCGACAAGACGCAGAGGAAACGCUGCCCUUACUGCCGCUUCCAGAAGUGCCUCAGUGUGGGCAUGAAGCUGGAAGCCGUGAGGGCAGACCGCAUGCGAGGGGGACGCAACAAGUUCGGCCCGAUGUACAAGCGAGACCGGGCCCUGAAGCAGCAGAAGAAGGCGCUGAUUCGGGCAAAUGGGCUGAAAAUCGAAGCCAUGACUCAGGUGAUGCAGACUGUACCAACGGACCUGACCAUAUCUUCGGCCAUCCAGAACAUCCACUCUGCCUCCAAGGGUCUACCUCUGAGCCAUGCUGCCUUGCCCCCCACAGACUAUGACCGCAGCCCCUUUGUCACCUCCCCCAUCAGCAUGGCCAUGCCUCCCCACGGCAGCCUUCAGGGCUACCAGGCUUACAGCCACUUCCAGAGCCGCACCAUCAAGUCCGAGUACCCUGACCCGUACACCAGCUCCCCUGAGUCCCUCAUGGGCUACCCCUACAUGGACACCUACCAGAGUAGCUCCCCGCCCAGCUUUCCCCACCUUAUCAUGGAGCUCCUGAAGUGUGAACCAGAUGAGCCCCAGGUUCAGGCCAAGAUUUUGACCUACCUGCAGCAGGAGCAGGCCAGCCGUGGCAAGCACGAGAAACUCAACACCUUUGGGCUCAUGUGUAAGAUGGCAGAUCAGACCCUGUUUUCCAUCGUCGAGUGGGCGAGGAGCAGCAUCUUCUUCAGAGAGCUUAAGGUUGACGACCAAAUGAAGCUGCUGCAGAACUGCUGGAGCGAGCUCUUAAUCCUCGACCACAUUUUCCGACAAGUGGUACACGCCAAAGAUGGCUCCAUCCUCCUGGUUACCGGUCAACAAGUGGACUACGCUGUGAUUGCCUCCCAGGCUGGAGCCACGCUGAACAGCCUCAUGAGUCACGCUCAGGACCUGGUGGGGAAGCUUCGCUCGCUACAGUUUGACCAGAGGGAGUUUGUCUGCCUCAAGUUCCUGGUCCUCUUUAGCCUGGAUGUGAAGAACCUGGAGAAUUUCCACCUGGUGGAGAGCGUCCAGGAGCAGGUGAACACAGCGCUGCUGGACUACACCAUGUGCAACUACCCACAGCAAACGGACAAGUUCGGCCAGCUGCUGCUGCGACUGCCCGAGAUGCGGGCCAUCAGCAUGCAGGCGGAGGAGUACCUCUACUACAAGCACCUGAAUGGGGACGUUCCCUGCAACAACCUGCUCAUCGAGAUGCUACACGCCAAGCGUGCCUGAACGCUGGACUUGCCGCCCCCUCUUGCCCAGUCACCUGGCCCGGGCUCCAGUAUCAGCCUUUGGCCUCGACUGCCCUUUCCAACCACAGCCCAACACACGUCACGUCACCCCCUGCAGGAAACUUGGCCGCAGGCCUGGACUCUUUACUGAGAUGUUGCAGACGUUGGCUUCUGGAUUGAUGGCAGAGACAAGAAAACGAUUGCUAACUUGAAACUUACUUGGAACUUGCCCCCCCCCCCCGUCCCCCGAAAAAAGUGAUGUGACGGGAUGGGUGGGUAUACAAACAGAGGCAAGUGCGCACUUAGCAAGGAUAUAUAUUGCAAGGUAAGAGACCUUCCACUUCUAGCUAACACACUGAAAAUAGCAGCUGGACUUAUGACAUAGGCUUCCUAUUGAUUAGACCAUGAUUCCCAGCACUGGUACGUAAAGAAUCCAGAACAGUCUCCAGAGGAUGGAGCACAUAAGAGGAGGUUCCAUCUCGCCACCUCGUCUUAAAGGCGUAAGAGCACAAUGAAACACCUGAGACCCAGAGGAACACCAUGACUGGCUACGUCAAGCGGAUACGAUGUCAUACCUCUAUUUACACCCCAAGAAAAACUUCUCAUCAAACAAGCAACAAAAACUAAAUUAAUCUGUUUUUAAAAGGGCAGUGACUCCUCCUCUUCAUCUUUCCAUUAUUGUCCGACGAAUCUCAUGUGAAAACUAUGUACGUGAGUUUAUUUCUCAUCUUUGGUUGCUGUCGGUAGAUUAACAUUCUGGGUGUGGUCAUGUGACCUACUCAAGAAAGGGAAAAUGUUUCGAACUAGCAUAAGCACAAUGUAGUUGUUUCCCCGGAGAUAUGUCCAGUAAUAAACUCAUGAAAUUGAAGAGUUAAAUCCCAUAGCAUAAAACAGAGCACAAAUCUCUGCCUCUGUCAAUACCAGACCAAAGCCUUCAUCAGAACAGUGUGGUGCACAGAGAUAUACGUAUUAUCAGUAUUAUAAAUUUGUGAUGUCACAGUUAUGUGAGUCUUGCCUUAUUUCAUUACCUUGCUAGCUAACUGUGCAGAUGUGAAUUAAAAUAUGUAAAAAAGUAUAUAUAUAUAAAGUGUUAAUGUUGUAAAUGAAAAAAUACAAGAGGUGUUUACAUUUAUUAGGUCCUGUGGGAGAGAACUGUGAUGAAUUGCAAAGCAAUGAUUUCCUAAAAAAAAAUUCCUCUGUUUGCUUUAUUUAGUCUGUACAGUUUUGUUUGUUCAUUUUUGCUUUUUACCAGUGCUUAAUUAUGUCGUGAGACAUUAAAAUCAAGAAGGGAAUCUCACUUUUAUUUGAAUUCUAAGCUUUUUCUCUUAGCCAACAGUUCAGUUGUGUGUAGGUUUUUAUUUGGGUUUCUGCCACUUAUAAUUGUAGAUUUACUUGUUGUAUAUUCUACUGUAUAUCACUGUUUCAGAUAAAGACGAAAUAAUUUAUUGCUUCUUGCUUUUAACUUCUCACACGCCGUAAGCAAGGAGUCGUGUCAUAAUCGGAUAUAUUGGUUUACUGUAGCAUGUUCAGAAAUAUUGUUGAAAUGCAGUUCAGGGAGACAAUAAUGAUCUUAAGAAUGCUGACAGUUAUUUUGAUUAAAUGUUUAUGGAAAUUAAA
Brienomyrus brachyistius is the source of this 3381-nucleotide messenger RNA. It is a transcript of the gene nr5a2, whose product is annotated as nuclear receptor subfamily 5, group A, member 2. The record is from RefSeq and is a predicted model, not a curated record. The transcript is spliced from 8 exons. Gene Ontology annotation, molecular function: zinc ion binding; nuclear receptor activity; RNA polymerase II cis-regulatory region sequence-specific DNA binding. Gene Ontology annotation, cellular component: RNA polymerase II transcription regulator complex. NCBI's taxonomy places the organism in Eukaryota, Metazoa, Chordata, Actinopteri, Osteoglossiformes, Mormyridae. Bases 158 to 1765 code for a protein of 535 amino acids. Gene Ontology annotation, biological process: hormone-mediated signaling pathway; regulation of transcription by RNA polymerase II; tissue development.